GUUCAACGACGCGUUCUAGCAAAACGGUUAAGCCGAAUAUUUUCCAAUACAUAUCCAACACUUUAACAUCCUCUAACACGUUCAUGCCCAAGCGAAAGAGCUCAAGCGAUGACGAAGACAAAGACUAUGAGCACUCUGAAGACGACCAGCUACAAACCAAAACUAAGGCUUCAAAGGCAACUGUUCAACCUUUGACUAUCAAGAAGCCAAAAAUUGGUUCUUCAGACAGCCAAUCCCCAACAGGCUCGAAGAAAAAGUCGACCCAUGACAAUGAUGUGGAGAUCUUUACCAGUUCUGAAGGUGACAGAUAUGUUCAGCUGGGUCAAAAGAAACGCGUAACUGUCCGUGAGUUCAAAGGCAAAAUUCUUGUUGACAUUCGUGAAUUUUAUGGUAAGGACAAGGAGGACGAAAAGCCAGGAAAGAAAGGCAUUAGCUUGAAUGCGGAUCAGUGGGCUUGUCUGAAAAAGAGCAUCAACACCAUCGACUCUUUCUUUGAUAUCAAGAAAUAACAUUACGUCUAAAACUCUAUCUGUCACGACAGUAACAACCUUCUAAUUGCAUAUGUAUCAUAAAUUUAACUAGUAAAGGCCAGCUGCCGCAUCGUGCGCUCCCGCUAGUCCUCUUGAAUAAAACCCACGUAACCACGCGCUCGACUUUACCAGCGAAGCUUGCCAAUCCAUCAUCAAUUCAAUGAAUGUGAUUUUGGAAUACUCAGUUGCGAAUGCCCUGCAGGUGGAUGCAAUCAAGUGUGUGGUCAACGCAGAAGAUUCAACGCACCAAGCGCUACCCAAGAAGGAUCCAAGCCCAAGUCCACCCUCGCGGAAGCGGUUCUUCUCAUCUUGCCAUACUGCCUUCAUGCAGUACUUUGACGUGAUGAGAAAUAUCCUGACCUAUUAUGUCUGUGUUAAGAUAUAACCAUGAAGUAAACAAAUGAUACCAACGCUUGAAUGAGUCGUUGCCAG
Suillus discolor is the source of this 962-nucleotide messenger RNA. Its product is annotated as transcriptional Coactivator p15-domain-containing protein. The transcript is spliced from 5 exons. The record is from RefSeq and is a predicted model, not a curated record. Bases 84 to 509 code for a protein of 141 amino acids. Gene Ontology annotation, biological process: positive regulation of transcription initiation by RNA polymerase II. Gene Ontology annotation, molecular function: DNA binding; transcription coactivator activity. Lineage: Eukaryota; Fungi; Basidiomycota; Agaricomycetes; Boletales; Suillaceae.